CUUGUUCUAGUGUUGUGAUGUUCACUCUACUGGGAAGGUAGACGGGCAAUAUGUACUUAUAAAGAGUGGAAGAGCAUGUUUUAUUCACUUCAGGUUUUCAGCCAUCAUGGACCUGAAAAUGAUUGCGAUGACUUUGUGCCUCGUCGUUUUGGCCAGUGACUCCACUGAAGGUGGUAUCAGUAAAUGCUGUGUGAAAACCAGAAAGAACAUCCCCAAGCCAGUACUUAUGAAGGUCCAAACAUGGUACCUGCAGGACGGCAGAGGCCCCUGUGACAUUGAUGCUCUUGUCAUAUUUGCAGGGGCCUGGAAAAAGCCCAUUUGUGCUGAUCCCAGUUUGGAGAAUGAUCUGAACAGGGUUCGGAAGAUGCAACAGAUCAGGCUGGGAAAAGCACACGGACGAGUGCCAUGAGCCAUUAUCGACACACAUUUUAUUUCUAUUCAUCAUGCAAAACAUCACUGCUGAUUUAUAAUCAUCGAUGGAUCAAAUUAUGCUUUCGGUACAUUCCUGUUCAUGACUGCUCCUGUUAAUGUAGCCUGAGGCUUGAAAUACUUUUUCGGAAGAAAAUAAAAAUCACUUACCUUAUUUUUCUGUUUAUUAUGCUACAUUCACACUUCUUAUUAUUUUUGUUGGAUUCAAUUGACCUACAAAUAAACUCAACCUUAUUGUACUGAA
Molecule: messenger RNA, 673 nt
Organism: Hippocampus zosterae (dwarf seahorse)
Lineage: Eukaryota; Metazoa; Chordata; Actinopteri; Syngnathiformes; Syngnathidae
Gene: ccl27a
Product: chemokine (C-C motif) ligand 27a
Exons: 3
Coding region: 107-409 (100 amino acids)
Biological process (GO): immune response
Cellular component (GO): extracellular region
Molecular function (GO): chemokine activity
Source: RefSeq, a predicted model, not a curated record